CGGUCUUGACAAAGACGUGCAUGCAAUUUGGUAUUUGGACCCCGGCACAUGGGACCCUCACAACUCAGUUCCGAUUGCGCUACGUAAGAUCCACAAACAUCGUCGACAAUGUGGUCAUUCCUCUCUGGACGCUCAAACAGCACUUUACACUCGAUCGACUUCCCAUUACAAGCUUUACAAGAUGCUAUCUCCACUGGCAACGAGAGCAACGUCUGGAAAGUGCUACGUCAACAGCGUAUCCGCAACGAGCUUAUCCACAGCACUACGACUCACAAAGUACCAAGGGAUGCGCAACAGCAGAAAUGCAAUGUCUUUACAUGCGUCCAAGCUGCUGUUCAGGAAAAUCUGCCUCGCGUCGUGCUCGCAAUGUACCGCUUCAAUCAAGACGACGUUCGACUCGCGACGUGGUAUGCGCUUUACCGUCUGAAGAGCGAUCAAAAGGUUAAACUCUCGCGUGAUCUAAUAGCACUUGCUCAAACUCAACGUCGCCUGUGGCUCUGGGAUCGUAUUGGAGCGCUUGUGCUGCUUCGACAUAGGCAAGUCACUCCACGGCGAGCCAGUCAACGACAGGUCUACGCUGUACAUCCCGUCGCGUUGACCCCUGUCGAAGCAUUCAAGAUCAUUCUGAGCUUCAUUGACUUGCACGAAAGUCGAGAAGCUCGCUUGCUUAAGUUCCUUAUUGAAGCACGACAGUGUCCGAUAUGUUCGAGAUUAUGUAUCCCCGGUCAUUGUAAGGCCGGACGUCUGCGCAAGAUGGAGAGACGAGUAUCCAAGCGGCCAUGACUUUUAUAUUAUCAUUAUUUCUCCGUCCCCCCCAUUCAGUAAUAUCUCCUUUUUUUUUAUCAUGUAACCCUCGUAGCCCCCUGAGUAACCUCC
Phytophthora nicotianae INRA-310 is the source of this 876-nucleotide messenger RNA. RefSeq lists its product as hypothetical. The coding region runs from base 109 to 783 and encodes 224 amino acids. The record is from RefSeq and is a predicted model, not a curated record. Lineage: Eukaryota; Oomycota; Peronosporomycetes; Peronosporales; Peronosporaceae. The transcript has a single exon.